CACACACAACUUUAUCUUAAAUACCGAAAUGCUCACGGUAUCCAUUUGACUAUUAAUUUUAUUUCAAUUCGUUCGUGGUGAAAAUCGACUAAUUUUUUUUAAUUACGUCGGCUUACUUAUAGAUUGAAUAUUUGAGAAUUAACAACUCCAUAUAGUACCGACGAAUAAAAAAUAUUGCUCUCUCGAGGAACAAUGCAGCAUCAACAGGCUCAGCGAUCCACAACAAUCAAGUCACCACGGAUCAAUUAUCCUUUGACAAAAAAAAUGAAUCUCAUUGAAAUGAGCAUGAUGAGCGGCUGUGAAAUUCUGCAGCAUCAAGAGCAGGACAAUCGUCGAUCGACGGCGUCUGACUCGCUGAAUCUCGUCGUUGAUUAUGCAGCAGUCGGCCUCAAUGCCAGUGCUAUAUUUAACAGUAUCAUGAAUAACAAGAGGAACGAAGAGCUGCAGUCGGACAUCGAUGAAAUCGUGCCGACGCUCAUAAUGGACAGCAACGAGCAGUUGAUGCUGCAGGAGCAAUUGUCCUUGGAAGGUAGAUACAUGACUGAAUCGAUAAAAUUUGAUUAUUCAUCCGAUACGGAGGAAAGCUAUUCCAGUGAUAAUGCAACAAAUCGAUGCACUCUGUCUACCGGAGGUCUAUCCUCAAACGAAAUAUUUAACCCUGUCGUUGGCGCUGGUUUAAAAAGGAUCUUUAAAUACUUCGAUUUUGAUUAUAACAGGAAAGAUACUAUUCGGAUAACAGACGUAAAGAAGUACCAUGAUUUGUCUGAAUUUAAUGAAACCAAAAAUCAAUUUUCUCAGUUAGAAAACAAUCAGUUCAAGACAAGGACAUGCGUCGAUCUCGAACAAGCGUCAAAAAAGCGAAAGAAGAACGAACCAAAAAACGUCAGCUGCAUCAAGUGCACCAAAAAAUUUCGAUCCGAAGGGCAUAUGAAAGUCCAUUAUUACUCGCACGAUCCCGAGAACAACUCUGUCGCGGUUGGAUGUCAAAUGUGUGCUCGCAUUUUCUGCCAUCGAGGAGCACUGAACUUGCAUCUCAUGAGAAAACACAAGUUGAGCAUCAGUGAAUUGAAAAACUCAGAUUCAAAAAAUAAUCGACGAUGAUUUUUUUUAAGCCUGAAUAUUAGACGAUAUACGCUACCAAACAUUAACUGGCAAAUUUUUUGAAACGGAGAAACAAUCGUUUAUUUUCAAAACUAUUUUUAGUUUAGUAAUUGAUU
This is a messenger RNA of Trichogramma pretiosum, 1217 nucleotides long. RefSeq lists its product as uncharacterized. The record is from RefSeq and is a predicted model, not a curated record. The transcript is spliced from 5 exons. NCBI's taxonomy places the organism in Eukaryota, Metazoa, Arthropoda, Insecta, Hymenoptera, Trichogrammatidae. The coding region runs from base 193 to 1101 and encodes 302 amino acids.